Carya illinoinensis is the source of this 1013-nucleotide messenger RNA. RefSeq names its product protein MIZU-KUSSEI 1-like. Gene Ontology annotation, biological process: hydrotropism. The coding region runs from base 88 to 861 and encodes 257 amino acids. NCBI's taxonomy places the organism in Eukaryota, Viridiplantae, Streptophyta, Magnoliopsida, Fagales, Juglandaceae. The transcript has a single exon. The record is from RefSeq and is a predicted model, not a curated record.
UAUAUGAGCCUCAUCACUGUAGUAGCUCGCACCCCUCGUAUUAUAUAUAGUAGUACUAAUCUUCCCUAGGGCUAGUUAACCCCGGGCAUGGCAUACCCACGAAUUGGUGCCACUGGCGCCAUACCCAAUGGUGUCACCACCGUGGACUGCCAGAAACAAGUCCGUUCUUGGAGGUUUCUGCGCUCUGUCCUGAAGCUCCUCAUCCCAACCUGCAACUGCACCACUUUCAUAGAAGAUCAAGAUCUUAUCAAACAAAAAGAAGAAGUCUACUUUCAUAGAAGACCAAUUAGAUCAUUCCAAACAACUGCGCCACCCACCUUCAUCAGUACUUCUCCCACAACCAUCAUCGGCACCAUUUUCGGCUAUCGCCGCGGCAAAGUUAGGCUCUGUAUCCAAGCCAGUUCCAAUUCCAUCAUUAACCCAGUUGUUCUCCUCCUUGAACUGGCUGUCCCAACAACAAUCCUAGCCAGAGAAAUGCGAGGGGGGAUUCUUCGAAUUGCACUAGAGUGUGCCACACCGCCGGGAUAUAGGACUGCUGGUGGUGGUGUUUCUUGCUCUCUCUUGUCCAUGCCAUUGUGGACAAUGUACUGCAAUGGGAGGAAAGUUGGGUAUGCUGUUAAGCGGCAGCCUUCUGAGGCUGAUAUGGAGGCACUUAGGCUAAUGAGUGAGAUUAUUGUGGGUGCUGGCAUUAUAAGUACUGGGAAAGAGCUUAAUAGAGAAGAUGAUGAUGGGUUAUUGUACCUUAGGGCCAACUUUGAGAGAGUUUUCGGGUCAGCUAAUUCUGAGUCCUUCCAUUUGAUUGAUCCUGAUGGGAGCAAUAUUGGUCAGGAGCUUAGUAUUUUCCUUUUUCGCUCAAGGUGAUCAUGAACUAAUUCCCAUUGACUUAAGAUAUAAAAAUAUCUCAAGCAGUACUGCACUAGAGAUGGGUUAUAAACUAUAUUUAACCUCUCUCUCCUUUUUGAGCUAUGCUUUGUAGCUUGGCUUUCAUUUUAUGAAAAGUGGCUUUUUUUUUU